This is a messenger RNA of Helobdella robusta, 387 nucleotides long. RefSeq lists its product as hypothetical. The transcript has 2 exons. Bases 1 to 387 code for a protein of 128 amino acids. The record is from RefSeq and is a predicted model, not a curated record. NCBI's taxonomy places the organism in Eukaryota, Metazoa, Annelida, Clitellata, Rhynchobdellida, Glossiphoniidae.
AUGGGUUUGAAAUCUCUGAACUGUGGGAUGCCAAUCGUUGAAAUUCUCUUCAUGGAGGGAGAAUGCAUACCACACGGGUAUUCCAGAUUUAUUUUCCUCGCCUCACGUGCGCAUCUUCAUUCGUCAUCCUACAACUUUCACUCCUACAACUAUCACUUCUACAACUAUCACUCCUACAACUAUCACUCCUACAAUUAUCAAUACUACAGCUAUUACUCCUACAACUAUCAAUUCUUCAACCAUCAAUUCUACAACUAUCACUUUUACAACUAUCACUCCUACAACUAUCAAUUCCACAACCAUCAAUUCUACAACUGUCAAUUCUACAACUAUCACUUCUACAACUAUCGCUCCUACAACUAUCAAUCCUACAACUAUCACUCCUAA